UCUCACACAAACAAAGAUGAUUAGCAAAUUAGCAAUGCUUAAUAGAAAUCAAGACUUUAAUCUCAUCUCUUGCUUUAUGUAGAGCUAUAAACACAACUCCAUCACCACCCCCACCCCCACCACCAUCACCACUCACCACUCACCACUCACCAUUCACCAUUCACCAACACCAACCCCAACCCAUCCCUGCAAGAAACCAGAAGAUUCCCAUUUCCCAUUUUCACAUUUUCCUCAAACAAACAACAACAUGGAAAAGAACCAAAAAAGUUGACAAACACAAACACCACCACCACCACCCAAAAACACCAUUCUCUCUCUCCUCUUUUCUCUCACUUCCCUUAUCCUUGACAUCACCACCACCACCACCACACAGCCAAAUCCACCUCCCCAAACUUCAAACCCUAACCCUAAUUCCAAAUCAAAAAUCAAUCAAUCAAUAAAUCAAUCCACAUUGUGAGGUGAUUAAAAAAAAUAAACAAAAAGCCCCAAGCUUUGGAUUUGAAUGUGAAAACAAUGAAGCAAAUGUCACACCUUGACAACAUUCCCUCCACACCAGGCAAGUUCAAGAUGGACAAAUCCCCUUACAUCCACCACCACCACCACCGGCUCCUCCGCUGGCAAUGGCAUUCCUCCCUCGCCAAGCUCACUUUCUGGUCCUUCCUUUUUCUCGCCCUAAUCUUCCUCUUCUUCCUCAAAUCCCCUUCUUCUUCUUCCUCUUCAUCUUUCUCCUCGGAUCCUUCUAGAAGAUCUCUCCGUACCUAUUCCUGGGGUGGGCCCGCCUGGGAGAAGCGGGUCCGCUCCUCCGCCCGCGUCCGCUCCCGCAACGGCAUCUCCGUCCUCGUCACCGGCGCCGCCGGUUUCGUCGGCACGCACGUCUCCUCGGCCCUCAAGCGCCGCGGCGACGGUGUUCUCGGCCUCGACAACUUCAACGAUUACUAUGACCCGUCCCUGAAGCGCGCCCGCCAGGCGCUCCUCGACCGGACCGGCGUGUUCGUCGUCGAAGGCGACAUCAACGACUCCGCUCUCCUGAAGAAGCUCUUCGAGGUCGUCGCCUUCACCCACGUCAUGCACCUCGCCGCCCAGGCCGGCGUCAGGUACGCCAUGGAAAAUCCCAGCUCUUAUGUUCAUAGCAAUAUAGCUGGUUUAGUUAAUCUUCUCGAGGUUUGUAAAGAGGUUAAUCCUCAGCCGGCGAUUGUGUGGGCGUCGUCUAGUUCUGUUUAUGGGCUUAACACUAAAGUUCCCUUCUCAGAAAGGGACCGGACGGACCAGCCUGCGAGUCUUUAUGCGGCUACGAAGAAGGCUGGUGAAGAGAUUGCACAUACUUAUAAUCAUAUUUAUGGACUAUCAUUAACCGGAUUGAGAUUUUUCACUGUUUAUGGCCCUUGGGGAAGGCCAGACAUGGCGUAUUUCUUUUUCACAAGGGAUAUUUUGAAAGGGAAGGCGAUUUCAAUCUUCGAAGCGGCAAAUCACGGGACGGUUGCGAGGGAUUUUACCUACAUUGAUGAUAUUGUGAAGGGGUGUUUGGCUGCGCUGGACACUGCGGAGAAGAGUACCGGGAGUGGGGGGAAGAAGAAGGGGCCGGCGCAGUUGAGGGUGUUCAAUUUAGGGAAUACUUCUCCCGUACCGGUUUCGGAUUUGGUCAGCAUUUUGGAGAGGCUGUUGAAGGUGAAGGCGAAGAGGCACAUAAUGAAGUUGCCGAGGAAUGGGGACGUUCAGUUUACUCAUGCUAAUAUUAGUUGGGCUCAAAGGGAGCUUGGAUAUAAGCCCACUACUGAUUUGCAGACUGGUUUGAAGAAGUUUGUGAGGUGGUAUCUCAGUUACUAUUCUGGUGGGAAGAAGGCUCCCCAAUAAAGGGGAAAAAAAAAAGAAAAAAAAAAAAAAGAAGAAAAGAAUUCUUUUUGAGUUGUGUUGUGGUGGUAGGAAUAUGAUCCAUUCCUAUGAAUUCUCGUUUAUUACCAAUUCUUAUGAUUGUUUCUUUCUUUCUUUCUUUCUUUUUAAUAUCUAAACAUCUCUCUGUUAGUAAUGAUGCCAAUAUAAGGAGGACCUUGUUGUGUGUCCUAAACUGAAGAAGGGGUUUUGUGGGUUGAUGACGACGGACAUUGGAAAUUGAGCAUUGGACAUUGUUUGAUGGCCACUUCAUAGCUCAGCUGUGUAUUGAGAAAGGAAAAACAAAAUUGAGGACUAUCUAUCUGUUUUCUUCUUAUUCCUUUGGAAUGUAAUUGUUGUAGCUUUUCUUUUUUUUUUAGAAUUUCACGAGUAAUAGAGCAGAUGCUGCUGAUUGGUGGACAUGUAUCAUUGCCCUGCGAUUCAAUAAAAUAGCACACAGUAGUUUUUUUUUUUUUUUUUGUUCCUUUUCGUUUUUACUAUUAGAUGAAACUGAAUUAAGGAGCUACUGUUGGAUUUUUUUUUUCUGUAAUGGGGCUGAUUUUUAUUUAACAUAAAUGGAAUGGCAUUACUUGUGUUGUUGAAUUA
Molecule: messenger RNA, 2472 nt
Organism: Morus notabilis
Lineage: Eukaryota; Viridiplantae; Streptophyta; Magnoliopsida; Rosales; Moraceae
Product: UDP-glucuronate 4-epimerase 3
Exons: 2
Coding region: 514-1851 (445 amino acids)
Source: RefSeq, a predicted model, not a curated record